Prorocentrum cordatum is the source of this 1563-nucleotide messenger RNA. The record is from the annotation of a GenBank genome assembly. Lineage: Eukaryota; Dinophyceae; Prorocentrales; Prorocentraceae.
GGCACGGGGGAGCGGAGCGCACGGGACGGGCAGGGCGUCGACAACAUCAACCACAGAAUCAAGUUGCUGACGACAUACCUGAACGGCGACAUCAGGUCCGACCGCAUCGUCCAUUUCGAGAGGGCUUGCGGGCGCUGCAAGAGCAGGGCCGACGCGAUCUCGAACAUUGCCGCUGCCCUGGAGGAGAGUCACGUCGUUCUGCCCAUGGGGUGCUUGGAGCCGUCGACUCAUCGGCGGGGGCAGGUCGACGACUCGAUGGCCCAGCAGGCGCCAGGAGUGCUGAUCCACAACAUGACGGCGCGCUUGCUCAGCGCUGCGUUCCCCAGGACUAAGGGCGCAUGCAUGCCCCAGGAGGGGGGGCAAGAUUACCGCAAGUGGCAGCGGGACAAGGCCAACCGUGCGAGGGACGUGAACUGCUCCUCCACGUUCGGCCCCAAGAUGGUGGCCAACCUUUGGGGGGGCUCUCCCAUGCACUGGGUAUGGCAGCGACUGGAGUACUUGGACGGCCAGGGCGGUGCCCUCAUGUCGCUCAUUGACCCAGCCACCAGCCCCAUCGAGCACGCCCAAUCCGAGCUCGCCAGCAUGCUCAUGGAGAACGCUGGCCGGCAUGGCCUCAGCACCAUCUGGUACCAUUAUGCGGACGAGCCUCGGAAGCUGCACCUUGUCAAGCUGCACUCGCUCUCGGUGAUCUGCUGUGCCUACGCGCAGAACUAUUGGAGGUUCACGGUUCCGCUGGGCGACGUACCUUUUGAGAUUAUGAGGCAGUCGCUGCCUGCCGACAUGAAGGCCCCGUGCCUCGAGCGCGUCUGCGGCAACGGCAUGCUCGCCCAGUGCCUCUCCCACUUCGUGGCAGCGGGUGGCGAUGACCCCCGCAAGGACACGCUGGCGAACGCCCGCCGGCUGGGCUUGACUCUGAGACGAGACGUGCCGAAGAAGAACCAGCCCACUAGGAAGAUGCCAGCAUGCAAUAUGUUCGCCAACACGUAUCAAGCUGCGCGGCUCGCACAGUGCCCAGGAUCUGGUCGAGCUGGACUGGCCGCAGUGCGUCGCGACCUGGCUCAGGAGUUCCACGUGCUGCCUGACACCACCAAGGCCGUGUGCGAGACUCGGUCCAAGGAGGCGUUCGUCGAGAAGAAGCGCCGCCAGCUGCGAGUCGCUGUUGCGUCCGAGCCCGACGCACCUGCACCACCGCCCGCGCGCUUGGUCGGCUGCUCGUCCUGGGAGCACCCCAUCGAGACCAGCAAGUUCAUGCAGGCCAGUGGCGCCACCGAUGCGGAGGCGUCCUUCAGGUCGUGGGGGCCAGCCCGUCGGGCAGAAUUCCAGGAUGCGUGCUUCGUCGUAGACUCGGGGCGGAUCCCGAAGGACAAGCGAGUUGCAUAUACGCGGUGCUGUCACCAGAUGCAUUUCGGCGUGUGCAGGUUCGCUGACUCGCAGGUGUACUCGGUGCUCAUGUCAGGGGGGCUGUCUCUGUGGCGGUACGUGUGGGAGCACAAGCUUCAGGGCGCGUGGCUUCACGUAUGGCUUGCCGACGGUGAUGACCGCCUUCCCGGCCACGAGGCGUGA